Molecule: messenger RNA, 1250 nt
Organism: Lingula anatina
Lineage: Eukaryota; Metazoa; Brachiopoda; Lingulata; Lingulida; Lingulidae
Source: RefSeq, a predicted model, not a curated record
CGUACUACUAUAAAGAAGUCGAAAUUCUCCAAAUCAAUACAAAAGUCAAGGCACCUGCCACAAGACAGUUGUAUAAGUUCAGUCAAAGCCCAGAAACAUGUCGGCAGCUCGUAGGCAAGUUCCCCGGGAAUAUGGAUGGGAUAAUAACGGGUUUGAAUUUGACAACCAUGGGUAUUUUGGAAGAGAACAAGAUAUUGAAAUGAGAAACAUUGGCGGCCAGAGUGACGUCAUAACCGAACCCCCAUCAACAGACAAGCCGGUCAUAGAAGGAAGACCUGGGACAAAGACAUGGUAUGCUAACAUACGGAGGUUCGAGGCUGAAUAUUUGCGACAGAAAAUAGAGAAGAAAAGGAGAGAAAAGAAGAGCAAACCCAAGACGAAAAAGAAGAUCGUUUGGGACGUGAUUGUGCGUAUCCUAUCUGUUGCUUGUACAGCCUGGGAUUUAUACGCAGACUGGAGUUUCUAUUUGGAGCCGAAGAGUGCUGAAUGCGGAGAAGUCUGGUCGCUCGUACUUUCAAUACUGGCCUCCGUUCUUGCCUUGUUGCAACUUUUGCACCUCAUAAACGAAACUGUCAUAGACAUACGUCAACGCAGGUCUAAUACCAUGGACGUCAAAGGGCUAUUCGGCAAACGCAGGCUGAAAACAACCUACGAGAUAUUUGUGCUGUUCUGUUCGAAAAUACCGCAAGGAAUUUUACCGUUAAUAUUUCAUUGCUUCUGCGAUGGGCAGACAAGUGAAGUCGACACAGCUGGCUUGGUCCUUAAGUUGGCAAAAUCAUCGGCAGUCACCGAUUUUUUCUCCGUAUUUCUUCGAAGCCUUGAGACGGAUGCUAGGAUUUGGUUUGAUCCCGACCUCUGUUGUAAAAGCCGAUACUUUAGAAAGAUCAAAUGCUUUUGUUGUCGCAUGGUAACAGUAAGAGAGACGGGUGAACUUGUCUUAGGUCAGUGUUGCUUCGUUUGCUGCCUAUAUGAGAAGGCACCAGACCGCGGAUGUCACUGUUCCAUGUGCUUCGACAAAUGUAGAGACAUCUGCGCAUGCGAGUGCGAUUUCUGCAGGAGAGAUUGCGUCAUCUGCGCUGGGCCUUGCCCGAACCCGUGUGAGAAGUUUUUUUCUUGUUUAAACCGUCUCUUGUACUUGGGAAGCGUGGUCAUUAUUUUUUGGGGGGUCUUACCUGAUUUACAAUCUAUUACUUGUCCGCCAAAAGAUUAGACUAGCAGUCAACAACAGUUUAUCAGAAAUCAUGCCCCAA